GCUUGUCUGCGCGAUGCUGUGCGUCUCCUCAUGCGUCGCGUUGUGUCCGUCGCGCUGCGAGUGUUCUGAUAUUGAACAUACGGUGCGCUGCGCGUCUGCCGCGCUGUUCCGAGUCCCCGCGGCGAUCCCGAGCGACACGAUCAGCCUGAUCAUCACUGGAAACACGAUUCACAGACUCGAGCACAGCGCGUUCAACGGACUGCAGAACGUCACACACCUGAACCUGAUGAAUAAUGGCAUUAUGGAGGUUGGAUCGCAUGUGUUCUCCUCACUGCACAAGCUGCGUUCUCUAAUCCUGAACAACAACCAGCUGGUGCUCAUCCAUCCAGAGGCGUUCUCCGUGCCUGGAAGCCCCCUGCAGGAGCUCAGCCUUCGCUCGUCUCUCUACAACUACACAUCUCUGACUGACCUCAUCACUGCCCUGCGCUGGGGCGAGCUCACAAAUCUGCUGCGCCUUGACCUGUCGGACAACCACCUUGUCCUCUUACCCCCGGGGAUGUUCUCUCCUCUGCCAAACCUGCAGCAUCUCCAUCUGAACAACAACUCUCUGGUGGCCGUCUACAACAGCACUUUCUCUGGUAUUGAACAACUUUUGGAGCUGGACUUGAGCAGAAAUGCAUUUAGAACUAUCACCGACGAGGGUCUUUACGAGUUGGAGCGACUCGGUCGGGUCCGUCUGAUGUUGGGUCAGAAUCCUUACGUGUGCACGUGUGAAGCACAAGAGUUUGCGAACUGGCUAAACAGUUCAAAGGUCAGGGUGGGCGAUGCAGACCGGCUGUAUUGCGAAUACCCCGCAGCGCUGCGUGAAGUGUCUUUGCGGGGUCUCACUGCACAGGCAUUGGGGUGUUACGGUAAACCGCACGAAGAGAUUACAGAGUUGUCCCUACAUACUUCCUACGUGUUCCUUGGAUUAGUGCUGGGAUUCGUUGGCAUGGUCUUUCUAUUCGUUGUCUACCUCAACAGAAAGGGUAUCAAGAAAUGGAUCACAGACAUACAUGAAGCAUGCCAAAAUGUUCUGGAGGGGUAUCAUUAUCGUUACGAAAUUGACUCCGACCCACGACUGGGGCGUGUUCCAAACAUUCGGCAGGGUCAGCCUCGAAUGGACCCACAUUUGGGGCACAUCCCUUCUGACUCCCGUAUCACACAGAUUCCAUCGGAUGUGACACUAUAACUGAACUGCAAAGAACUGCACAAUGAACCCAUUUUUAAUAGAAAUAUAUUUCAGUCUGUAGCAAAGUGGACUUUUUUCUAAAUAGACCAAAUCAAGGAAAUCAUGUCAUUGAGACUAGUGGUCAGCAGAUACCAUUAACUAGAGAGAUGGCUGGCUGAUGGCUUAUGUAAUUACAAUAUA
Messenger RNA from Rhinichthys klamathensis goyatoka, 1351 nucleotides. RefSeq names its product trophoblast glycoprotein-like (gene tpbg1a). Gene Ontology annotation, biological process: negative regulation of canonical Wnt signaling pathway. NCBI's taxonomy places the organism in Eukaryota, Metazoa, Chordata, Actinopteri, Cypriniformes, Leuciscidae. The transcript has 2 exons. The record is from RefSeq and is a predicted model, not a curated record. Gene Ontology annotation, cellular component: plasma membrane. Gene Ontology annotation, molecular function: protein binding. Bases 14 to 1171 code for a protein of 385 amino acids.